This is a messenger RNA of Pseudocercospora fijiensis CIRAD86, 1812 nucleotides long. RefSeq lists its product as uncharacterized. Gene Ontology annotation, molecular function: protein binding; phosphatidylinositol binding. The transcript is spliced from 2 exons. The record is from RefSeq and is a predicted model, not a curated record. Gene Ontology annotation, cellular component: mating projection tip. The coding region runs from base 1 to 1812 and encodes 603 amino acids. Gene Ontology annotation, biological process: conjugation with cellular fusion. Lineage: Eukaryota; Fungi; Ascomycota; Dothideomycetes; Mycosphaerellales; Mycosphaerellaceae.
AUGAAGGUGGGAAGUGCUGCGAAGCUCGAAACUCGCCCACUAACUCUGCGACAAUCUCAGGUCAUCAAGGCUGUCUACGACUAUAAUGCACCUCCCGGCACGAACAUGUGCUUGUCCUUCUCCGCCGGCGACUUCCUCCACGUAGUGAGCCGAGAAAACGACAGCGAGUGGUACGAAGCCUGCAAUCCCUUGCGCGGCGAGCGAGGACUGGUCCCCGUCAAGUACUUCGAGAACGUCGGCAAGACGGUGCGCGACAGCGGCGAUUCCUCCACAUCCAUAACGACGACCACGCACGAUAGCGGAUACGCCGAAGGCUCGACGCCGCCCUCACACAUCACUCCCGCGCCCACAUCCGCCCCGAGAAUGAGCGGGAGCGUACCCAUGAUGCCCGGACAUGCUCGCGCCAAGUCGUUUGGCAAAAACCCUGCCGGCAUCUAUGGCGUGGUAUCAUACGACUUCCACGCCGAAAGGCCGGACGAGCUGGAUGCGAAAGAGGGCGAGGCCAUAAUUGUUAUUGCGCAAUCAAAUCCAGAGUGGUUCGUGGCGAAGCCCAUAACCAGACUCGGAGGGCCUGGUCUCAUUCCCGUAUCCUUCAUCGAAAUCAGGGAUAUGACCACUGGUCAAGCAGUGCCAGAUGCAAUGGAUGCCGUUCAGAAAGCCGGCAUCCCACGAGUCGAGGAGUGGAAGAAGAUGGCGGCGGAAUACAAGAACACCAGUAUACCCUUGGGCACUGUUUCAACCGCAGGCGUAGGCAGCAUACAGCAAGGCAUGGACCGAAUGAGCCUCAGCAACGGCUUCCAGAACGGACAUGCUCGAAGUAAUUCGUACAACACCCAGCAACACCAGAACCUCUUCGCGCCCGUGCGAGCAUCCGUACCCCGCUACACCUUUGCAGAUGAUAAGUUCCACUUUGUAGUCGAGUGCAAAUUAUCGAAUGGCUCGCACUGGGAUCUCUCGCGCAUUUACGAGGACUUCUACGAAUUGCAGAUCAACCUAAUAAACGCAUUCCCUGACGAGGCUGGACAGGUGUCGGGAAAGCCUAGAAUAUUGCCAUACAUGCCGGGACCAGUCAAGUUCGUCACUGAUAACAUCACGGAGGGUCGACGGUCGAAUCUGGACGAAUACCUGCGCGAUUUACUACGGUUACCUAGCCACGUUACCUGCUCGUCACUAGUGCGGAACUUCUUUUCGCCACGUGAAGGAGACUACGAAGUCGACCCCCAGGCGGUGAACCUGGACGACCAUGCACGGCCCGGAGAUUCCUGCGAUAGAUACUCGCAGGCUUCACAAGGGUCACAGCAAGUCCAGAACCAACAAAACCCCUAUCAUCAACAGCAAGCGCGACCUCCACCGCCGGCAGGCCACCAAUACUCGCAAUCUCAGGCUUCGAUAGGUCCCUACGGCCACCAAAGAGGACAGCAGUCACAAGCCAACGCCAGCAUACAAUCACAGUCACCGCCGAAUGCUCCCGGUCUGCCCGUGCAACCUCAACGCGCCAUGACGAGCAAUACAAUGGGAUCCACCGGUUCAACAGGCCCCGUCAAAGUCAAAGCAUGGUUUGAUAGGGACACGUGUGUCGUGAUACGCAUGCCACCGCGAGGACAAUUCACAUUUGACGAACUCCACAAGAAGAUUGUCGAAAGGCGAAAGCUGGAGUACAAGGGCCAAGACCAAGAUGACGAAGAUCUCGACAUCGAAUACCGAGACGAAAAGGAUGGCGAGUACUAUCGAUUGGAAAGCGACGAGGAUUUGGAUAUUGCGGUGGAACGGAAUGAAAAAUUGACUCUUGCUGUACGAGCCACAAGUCAGUAA